Molecule: messenger RNA, 1669 nt
Organism: Neopsephotus bourkii (Bourke's parrot)
Lineage: Eukaryota; Metazoa; Chordata; Aves; Psittaciformes; Psittacidae
Gene: F2RL1
Product: F2R like trypsin receptor 1
Exons: 2
Coding region: 91-1266 (391 amino acids)
Biological process (GO): thrombin-activated receptor signaling pathway; phospholipase C-activating G protein-coupled receptor signaling pathway; blood coagulation
Cellular component (GO): membrane
Molecular function (GO): thrombin-activated receptor activity
Source: RefSeq, a predicted model, not a curated record
CCGCGCCCUCCGCCCCCUCCUAACUUAGGUAUCAGGUGAAACUGGUCCGGCGUGCUGGAGAGGCUGCAGUGGCCGGAGCGCGGCAGGGGGAUGGCUGGCCGCUGCGGGUUGUGCCUGGUUGGUCUGCUGCUCGGUGCGCUGGCAGCCGCCACUCCCUCAGAGAGUAGUAGAACCAACAGUUCAAAAGGAAGAAGUUUUGCUGGCUGGCAAGUUCCAAAUACAAAUAAUGGCUCUUCAGAGAUAUAUGAAGUGGAUGAAUUUGCAGCAAAAGCCCUCACAGGAAAGCUGACUACAGUUUUUCUUCCCAUUGUCUAUAUCGUUGUCUUUAUCAUUGGUUUGCCAAGUAAUGCCAUGGCCCUCUGGGUCUUUUUUUUCCGGACAACGAAGAAACAUCCUGCUGUGAUUUAUAUGGUUAACUUGGCAUUGGCAGACCUUCUGUUUGUUGUCUGGUUCCCACUGAAAAUUGCUUAUCAUGUAAAUGGCAAUAAUUGGCUCUUUGGUGAAAGUCUUUGUAAAGUACUUGUUGGAUUUUUCUAUGGAAAUAUGUACUGCUCCAUCCUCUUUAUGACAUGUCUCAGUGUGCAACGGUAUUGGGUUGUAGUGAACCCCAUAGUGCAGUCAAGAAAGAAAUCUGAAAUUGCAUUGGGCAUCUCCCUUGCUGUCUGGAUACUGAUUUUGUUGGGCACCAUCCCAUUGUAUCUUGUUAAUCAGACAAGAUAUAUUUCAAAUCUUAACAUUACUACCUGCCAUGAUGUGUUGCCUGAAAAUGUUUUGGCUCAUGAUAUGUUCAGUUAUUUCCUCUCCCUUGCAAUUGGACUUUUCUUAAUCCCAGCUGUCCUCACUGCUGUUGCUUACGUACUAAUGAUUAAGACUCUGAAUGCUUCCAUCUCAGAUGUAAGCACUGGGAAGAAAAGAAAACGAGCGAUCAAACUCAUCAUUGCUGUCCUGUCAAUGUAUCUCAUCUGUUUUACACCUAGCAACGUGCUGCUUGUUGUGCACUAUUUGCUCCUCAAAACGUACAACCAGAGCUAUCUGUAUGUGUCAUACAUAACUGCGCUGUGUCUUUCUACUUUGAACAGUUGUAUUGAUCCAUUCAUCUAUUACUAUAUUUCAAAAGACUUCAGAGACAACCUUAAAAAUGCUCUUCUCUGCCGAAGUGUGAGAACUACACGGAGGAUGCAGGUGUCUCUCUCAUCAGGAAGAUACCCUAAGAAAUCAAAUUCUUACUCUUCAAACUCAAAUGGGACCACUAAAUCAACCUACUGAGUUUAAUCCUUGAAAAGUGAACUUUUAUUACUACUGCUGAAAGGAUGCAAGUGACAAGAGAGUUAUUUUCUACAAGAGUCUAAAGAAACAUCUCUGCUGUUAAUUGCAUUGAAGCCUGGAUUUGCGAACUGACAGUUGCUUACCCUGUGUAGAAACAGUAAGGAGAUAAAGUCCUAUGAGACUGGGAAAAAAAAAUCAUAAUGACAUUUCAGAAGCUUUGCAAAAAUGCUGCUGACCUGAAAGUGAGUUGUGGUUGAAGACAUUUUUUGUUCAAUAUCAAAGUUGUUAAGCAGCAAAAUGUCACUGGAAUGUUACAUAGUGUUGUCAGUAUAUUUAAUUAACAGAUAAAUCUGUUUUGUUUGGCUUUAACUGUAAUGUAUUAAACAGCUGAACGGAUUGUAUA